Molecule: messenger RNA, 538 nt
Organism: Mangifera indica (mango)
Lineage: Eukaryota; Viridiplantae; Streptophyta; Magnoliopsida; Sapindales; Anacardiaceae
Product: ethylene-responsive transcription factor 13-like
Exons: 1
Coding region: 42-482 (146 amino acids)
Biological process (GO): ethylene-activated signaling pathway; regulation of DNA-templated transcription
Molecular function (GO): DNA-binding transcription factor activity; DNA binding
Source: RefSeq, a predicted model, not a curated record
UAUAUAAACAAGCGAAGUGGAAGUUUUCAUCAGGAAAGAAAAUGAAUGGACUGAACGGUACCUCAAUAUCAGACAUGGCUGUUCUAGAAUCAAUUCGCCAGUUUCUUCUUUCCAGUGACUUCGAAUCUACAAUGAAUUUUUCAGAGGAGGCGACCACAGACGUCUGCAAGAAGAGUAAGUCUCAAACGCCAAACAAGGAUUGGAAUUACAGGGGAGUGAGGAGAAGGCCUUGGGGAAAGUUUGCUGCAGAAAUUAGGGAUCCUAAGAAGAAUGGCGCUAGGGUUUGGCUUGGUACGUACGAAAGGCCUGAGAAAGCUGCCCUGGCUUAUGACCAAGCCGCUUUUAAAAUGCGCGGCUCCAAAGCUAAGCUCAAUUUUCCGCAUCUCGCUGGCGUGGUUCACUAUGCACCAAUUAGGGUUAAACAUAAGAGCCACUCACCAGACUCUUCUUUUAAAUGGAAAAAGGGAUUAUCUAGUAUGUAGCUUUUCAUGCGUUUAAAGUUGGAUUCAAUUCAAACAAACAGAAUUCAAACUGAAAA